Molecule: messenger RNA, 1245 nt
Organism: Phytophthora infestans T30-4
Lineage: Eukaryota; Oomycota; Peronosporomycetes; Peronosporales; Peronosporaceae
Exons: 2
Coding region: 1-1245 (414 amino acids)
Source: RefSeq, a predicted model, not a curated record
AUGAGGUUUGGAGAUUCGUGGGAUGCCGGCCACCUCUUUCCACCCCGAGAGUUGGUACUCACCCGGACGGACACGCAGCAGUACGAGACACUGGCCGACCAGCUCGUAGCUGAGACCGUACAGACCAGCGAGGAUUUCAUCUCCAAUCACCGAGCCAUCGAUAUGGAGCGAUGGAAAAUCGUUAUGGAGAAAGGCAGUAUGACGGCGUACCGUUCCCGGUCACGCGGCCAGCGCCGCGCACGACGUGACCGACUGGAGACGGAAGAAGCGGUCGAGUCGUCAUUCGUGCACAGGCCGAAGCUCUACUCGACCGACAGCUCGUUGAGCGACUUGAUGGGUCGUAGCCACACGCACCUGUCGUACGAGGACGACUCGUCCUCGCUCGGAAGCUCAGACUACUACGAGAACAGCAGAAUAGAUGGCGAGACGCCUGAACAGAGCGUACUAGGCAAGUCCCGACCACCGAACACGCCCAUGGUAUUCGGCGGUGAACGCAGCAUUAUGCGCGCGGCUACCAACAAGGACAUGAACGUAAAGGACUUGCGCAUCUUGGCGCAGAUCCGCGGUCCCACACAGCACGAUCCAUACCGGUUUCUUGGUAUCAAGUGGAGCUCCUACCGAGCAGGUGGCGUCGUAGCUAAGCCACGCGAUGUGGUAGUGAUCGAGUCUACAGGUAUGACGAUGGACGCGAACGGAGAACGCGUAUUCUACUUUUUGAACCAUUCGGUGGAGAUCGAGGAGGUUCCGGAAUACAAGAAACAAGGCCUGGUACGUCUGCGAACGUCCAGUUGCCGAAUCGUGCGUGCGUUCAACAACCAGGGCGAAGUGGAGGUGUAUUUCCGUGGAUACUGCAACGCCGGCGGUCACUUCAGUACCGGGGCAUCCACUCAACUGUUGUGUGAGGGUUUACUCGAUACGGCUCUGGUGGUAGAGGAGUCGUAUCUAAGAAAACUGGCGUGGUUCGUCCAUGCGUACGCUCGACGACAGAACUGCCACGAGGGCGACGACCCGCACGAAGGCUGCGCGUGUUGUCAUAAACUCCCUACCAAAGGCUUCAAGAAGCUGCUCGAGAGCAACUCGACGUGCUUCUUGUGUCGAUGUAAAGUCUGCAAGAAAUGCACCGUCAAGAAGAACCUCCCCAUCGAUAUGGCCAGUAAGAAGAGCCUCGACUUUUGCUUAACUUGCUACCUGAAAGCAAAGAAGCUGUCGGCGCUAAGAGUUGCAGUGGCAACGUUGCCAAAGUAG